GUGAAUUGUAUACAUGUCACGCAGAGACCGAGCUUAGGGGCCAAACAUCGAAGAAAUGGGCCCUUUUUUGGAGGCGAUUCAUUUUUCCUUGGUGACCCUCGAGGGCGGGAAUCAAUUUAUUAGUUGAAUUUAAUCCCAUAAAAAUAGGAACUCUGAUUUAUUCAUAUUAGAAAAUCGGCAACUCCACUAUGAACUUGAAUCAGCACGAAUUUGGAACUCGAGUUCCAAGAGAAGGGUUUUCCUUCAUGCACCUUUUCCACCGUCUCGUCGAUACGCAGCGUUUCAUGUAAAACGGGUCUCGAUUUUCUGGGUGUGAGGUUAGUGACUUUGUAGCGAAAUUGGAGUACCAUUUUGGGUUUCAUCACGUUCAGUUUCCAUUUAAUUGGAAAAGAAUUCGAAAAACCCGUGACAUUUUGAUUUGGGCAUUUUUUUUUCUCCAUUUCCCAUAUCAUUUUGCCGGAGAAGUGAAGGAAUUAGCUGUUAAUCUUCUGGGUUUGUUUCGAAAUUUGGUUUUUGUACGAAAAUUUGGUUCACUGUAUGCGGCCAUGGCUGAAGUUGAGCCGAUGAAAGUCGACGGCGUGGAUGUGGGGAAGCCGGUAAAUGGCAGCCUAUAUGAGAGGAAGAGGCCGCCGAAGAGAAAAAGGUUGGAGCCGUGCGCUUUUUCACCAAGCCCAGAAGUAAAGCAAGCGAAAAUUGUAGGAUUUCGUAAUGAAAUUGAUAGUCUAGUAAAAUACUGUAAGAAUUUAGUGUCGGAAAACAAAGGGGUAUUGUUGGAAAGUUUGGAGAAAUUUGAGAAUUCCUCUGCUUCUGUUAAUAGUGUGAUUGCAUGUUUAAUGGAGGAGAGUGAUCUUCCUUUGUCCAAGCUAGUUGAUGAGGUUUUUGAGAAAGUGAGGGACAGAAAAGGAAAUUGUACUGCUUUAAGUAAGGCUAGUGUGAAGAAUGCUGUGCUUAUAAUGGGGCAGAGAUUGUGCUAUGGUGUGGUUGGUGCCGAUGCUGAUGUUUUGGAGGAUGAGGCUGAGCGUGCUCUUUGGUAUUGGGAGACAAGGGAUCUGAAGUUGUUGCCCAAAUCAGCAUGCAUAUCUUUGAAAGUUCACCGAACUUGUCGGAGAAAGAUCCAAGAGAGGAUUAGCGCUGUUCUGGCAAUGAUAAAAGCUCUUGAAAAAUCUGAAAACUCUCCCAACUGCCAGCAUGAGUUGAUGAAAGCUUCAGAAAAGCUCGAUAAAGUUCUGAAUGAGGCAGAUAUCCGGCUGCUAAUGGAGAACAUGUCUCAUAAAAAUGGCGCUGAAAUGGCUGAUAAGGAAACCAAGAAAGGAGAAAAACUGGUAAUCAAGCAAAUGGAGAAAAACAAAAGAGAAAAGGAGAGAGAAAGGAAAAAGAUUGAACGGGAACGUCAAAAGGAAAUGUUGCAAAGUGAAAGAGAGCUGAAGCGGUUGCAUGAUGAGGCAGAGAAAGAGGCGAGGCGACGCGAGAAGGAAGAAAUUGAAAAACAGAAACAGCUGAAAAGACAGCAAGAAGAAGCAGAGAAAGAUCAAAAACGGAGGGAGAAGGAAGAAGCUGAAUCAAGAAAACGACUAGUACUCCAGAAACAAGCAUCAUUGAUGGAGCGUUUCCUUAAAAGAAAAAAAACUAGUUCGCCUUUACAAAAUGACAGUUUAGUGAACAAAGAAACCACAUCCGGUUCAUCUUGUAACAUGGUUGAAAGAAAUUUUAAAUCAGUUACUCUAGCCAUGGAUACUGUGUUGGCCCAGAAUGACGGGAUUGAGGUGAAAGAUAUAUGGAAAUCACACUUAAAUGCAUGGCGCUCCAAUCGUUGUUCAAUACGUUCAAGGCAUUGGGGCACCCGUCAGAAGCCUAAGACUGAACUAGUCAAGGAACUCAAGCUUACUAAUAAAGAACAGACUUGGCAUGAGGACUUGAACAUAGAGAAGCUUGUGGUUGGUCUGGAUGGCACCAAUAGUGAUGGAAGAUUGCCUCAAAUGAACAUGGAUGAUUGUCUUCGUCCCUGCGGUACGAAGCGAGUUCCAGUGAAGCUGUUGCAGUUUGAUAGGAGCAAUAGGCCUGCAUUUUAUGGUGUUUGGCCCAGGAAGAGUCAAGUUGUUGGUCCGCGUCACCCUUUCAUAAAGGACUCAGACAUAGACUAUGAUAUUGAUAGUGAUGAGGAGUGGGCAGAGGAUGAACCCGGUGAAAGCCUUUCAGACUGUGAUAAGGACGAACAAUAUGAAAGUAUGGAAGAGCCUAUAAAGGAUGAUGAAGAGGAUGAUAGUGAAGAUGGAUUUUUUGUUCCUGAUGGAUACCUCUCAGAGGACGAGGGGGUGAAAGCUGAUGAACUGGACAACCACGACCUCGAUUCAGAAGUUCAGAAUCUACCUACUUCUGAAUGGCAAUUGCAGAAUGAUGAGUUCUGUAUCUUGCUUCAGCAACAGAAAUAUCUGAAUAAUUUGACAGAACAUGCACUUAAAAAGAACCAACCCUUGGUCGUCUUGAAUCUUAUGCAUGGAAAGACCGUAAUUUCAUCAGCUGAGGAGCUCACUGGUACGUUGAAGAUUGAAAGAAUGGCUCUGCAAGCUCUUACUAUUCGCCCUUUGCCUGGCUUCCAAAACACAGAAAUUUCAGUUCCUAGUCAUGUGGUUGACGAGGAUCGAGAAAGUUCACCUAACAAGUUGAGGACAACACAGCUUUCAACCGCUGCAGCUAUUUUGGACUCAGACUUGCCGCAGAUUAUAUCUGUCAUUCAGUCGUUUCCACAUGGCAUCAGAAAAAUAGAGAAGUCACUGCAUGAUAAGUUUCCUGAUGUUCCAAAGUUCCAGUUGAGGAACAAAGUGCAAGAAAUAUCUGAGUUCUCUGACAAUCGCUGGCAGGUUAAGAAAGAAAUUCUGAGAAAGCAUGGCCUUUCUAUACCAACAGGAAAGGGUCCUAAGAAAAUGAAGAGCAUCGCGACAUUCUUGAAAAAACGAUGCCUCCCUCCAUCUGCGACGAUCACAAACUUGAGCAAAACAUACCCACAAUCUUCCCAGAAACUUGCAGCCAAAGUUGAAUCACAGCAUGACUGCUCAUGCAACCAUCAGUAAGCAUCUUCACUAUGACCGCGUUUUGUUUUGACAUAUCGUGUAUAUAAGUAGCAUAUGUUACCUACCAGUGUUAGCUUUGCCAAAAACCUGCUGAAAUGGGACAUAAACAGGUGAUGGUGCUUUUGUUUUUUAUGCUGGCACUUGUAGCGGGUUAUAGUCGUAUAGUAGAUGGUGUCUUCAAGUGAAAUGUUCACUCCAUGUAUAUAUAAGGUUUGAGUAUUUUUGUCGAAAUUUUGAGAUGAAUGCAGCAUGCUUUUGCACACCCAUAUCAUAGAGGGAGUCUUGUGUAAGAUCAUCUCAUGGGUCAAACUUUGUUAAGACGAAACGCUUUCCAAAUAACAAAUAUGUCGUUUAUGGGCUUCGCCAUCA
Messenger RNA from Salvia miltiorrhiza (redroot sage), 3437 nucleotides. Its product is annotated as chromatin assembly factor 1 subunit FAS1-like. Gene Ontology annotation, cellular component: CAF-1 complex; nucleus. The coding region runs from base 546 to 3068 and encodes 840 amino acids. Lineage: Eukaryota; Viridiplantae; Streptophyta; Magnoliopsida; Lamiales; Lamiaceae. Gene Ontology annotation, biological process: nucleosome assembly. The record is from RefSeq and is a predicted model, not a curated record. The transcript is spliced from 12 exons.